ACAAUGUAGAGACAUGCACGGGUUGGAUGAAAGCUUCCAUUCUUCUGGUGGAUUACCUUUAAGUAGGCAUUUGCUGGCAGUGGCUCUGCAUUCUGUUGACUCUUCUCAUUGGUAAUUAGCUCAGAUAUCAAGGGAAGAUCUUUCAUGAAAUUGCAUCUGAUCAAGUUGUAAUUAGCUCACAUCACAUGAACACUAAUUUUCCAUCCAUGGAGACGCUCAUGAAGUGAAUGCACAGGGAAGGCAGCAUUGAUUGGUUCACAUGGCCACUUGUUUAAGGUCAGUGCUAUGCACUCUUAAAUCUGACUUUUCCUUUCUUUCACAGCUUUGUAUACUGCUCAGCUAGACCAUGCUUAAUCCAAUCCAGUUUUUCCUCCAUCAAUUUCAAACACCUCCAUUUCCAUGGAAACACCUGAGCUUUAUCCCAAUCGCUUUUUAAGCUCCAACAGCCUCUCUUUUCCUGUACAGAAUGACCCCUUCCACUUAAAAAUCCCACCUUUUUGUUUUCUUCAUGCCUUCGUCGCGGAGGAAGUUCGUGCUCCGGCAGACGGUGUCGGUCGAUGUCGGAUGCAGCUGCCGGCGGCCAAAGCUCCUUCCUUUCCUCUAUUCGGCGCCAAAAUUCUUGCCGCCGAAGAGCCCCAGCCCUUUUCCCCCUUCCGUCACUGCUUCGCUAUCUGAAACAACUGGUACCACCACCACCACGGCCGUCACUUCCUCCCCCUCUCCGCCGUCCUACUGGUCCGAGAAGUCGGCCAGGGGCAGGAAGAAGAGUGUGGCGGAGGGGAGCACGGCGGUGGUGAAGAACUCGUCGAACCCGUACGUGGAUUUCCGGGACUCGAUGCUGCAGAUGAUCGUGGAGAUGGAGAUUUACGCGUGGGACGACCUCCGCGACCUCCUCCACCGCUUCCUCGCCCUCAACGCACCCCGCCACCACCACCUCAUCCUCCGCGCCUUCUUCGAGUUAUGGAGUGAUAUCUUCUCGAUUGCCUGGCCGCCACCGCCGCCGCCGCCGCCGCCGCCUGAGUUUGCCUUCGGGAAACCCCAAUCUCGCCGGUGACUCUCCCCGCAAGUGACCUGAGAAAAGAAAACGAAAGUCGAGAUCUUGCUCCCACCUAGUGACACGUGGAUACCAAGGCCUAGCGGUAACUUCACGGGUGGUGAUAGGAUCUCAAUCUAAACAAAACACUUCGUAGCUUUCUUUCAAUGCGAUUUAUUAAUGUCUUUUUUUUUUCUUUUUUUUUAAUGUCUUUUUUUUUAGAAAUUAAUUUAAGCGAUGUAACAUUUAAGUGCUUUAAUUCGAUGUUAUUACAUUUUGAAUUUGAAUUUUGA
Zingiber officinale is the source of this 1326-nucleotide messenger RNA. RefSeq names its product transcription repressor OFP8-like. The transcript has a single exon. The record is from RefSeq and is a predicted model, not a curated record. The coding region runs from base 509 to 1054 and encodes 181 amino acids. Gene Ontology annotation, biological process: negative regulation of DNA-templated transcription. NCBI's taxonomy places the organism in Eukaryota, Viridiplantae, Streptophyta, Magnoliopsida, Zingiberales, Zingiberaceae.